Molecule: messenger RNA, 1068 nt
Organism: Apiotrichum porosum
Lineage: Eukaryota; Fungi; Basidiomycota; Tremellomycetes; Trichosporonales; Trichosporonaceae
Exons: 1
Coding region: 1-1068 (355 amino acids)
Source: RefSeq, a predicted model, not a curated record
AUGACCACCGUCGAUGGCGACUCAACUUCUGAACCGACUCCAGUGCUCGACACAGACUGGUCUCUUGUCCUAGACACGGACACGUUCCCCCACUUUCUCGACACCAUCAUUGCAUACCUUGUUGCACGAGUCCCAGGCAAGGAUCUCCUCCCGUAUCGUCUCGUAUGUCGUCAGUUCAAGAAGCAAGUGGACAGGAACCUGUUCGUCAAUGUCAAGCUCGAAAAGCAGCGCAUUCUCACUCAACUACCCGAGGUUCACUAUCACAGUUUCCACUACGCUGGCGUUGUGACACUCAACAUGAAUUCUUCGUCCAAUACGUGUCUCCAUCCGCUGCUGUACCGUCAUGACUUGCGUCGACAAAACUCCUGGGAGUAUCGACCUCGGAUGAACAGCCCCUAUGUGAUCGCUCUCGAAGGGGAACAAGUGGACGACCUCUACAUCCUCAAGCACGGGACCCCGCUCACAGCCAACGCCGACCUGCGUGAUGCUUUACAACACAUCCGCUGUCUCGAAUUCUCGUGGCUCAUGGACGUGGACCUUGCCAAAUCCCUAGGUGUGAAUGCCGAAACGGUGCAGACGACCCAAGUCGACCUCGGAUACCGCGGCUUCCAGUGGCCCGAGAGCCUCUCUCCGUCCACCCUGAUAGUCACCGUCUUGUGCAAUGCCCGUUCUUGCCCUUUUACAAUCCGUGGGCUUAAACGUGUAGCACUGACUGUCUUGUACGGAAAGCAUGGGUUCCCCAGGCUUGUAUGGAACCCGGACGCGCUCCGUCUUUAUCUCGGGGAAGGCGAACACCUGGAGGACCUUUUCGUUCGCUUCGACAAGAGGGACCCCGACUUGGACACCGGUACCCUUGAGCCUGAGGAAUGGCAAGGUCUAGAUACGAUGCUGGAACGUUAUCUUCACCCGGAGACGCGGCUGGUCAUCAGCGACCCUCCCGAGGGCUGGGAACCGCCGCGACAGGCAGUUAAGCCGACCGCAGACGAUUGGCCGUGGAGUGACGCAGGAUGGACGGCUGGGCGGGAGUGGGUAUGUGCCCAGGAGCACGACAUGGCACGGCUCAAGUAA